Messenger RNA from Propithecus coquereli (Coquerel's sifaka), 2031 nucleotides. RefSeq names its product tudor domain containing 3 (gene TDRD3). Lineage: Eukaryota; Metazoa; Chordata; Mammalia; Primates; Indriidae. The coding region runs from base 85 to 1749 and encodes 554 amino acids. The transcript has 9 exons. Gene Ontology annotation, cellular component: nucleus. The record is from RefSeq and is a predicted model, not a curated record. Gene Ontology annotation, molecular function: protein binding.
GAAGGUCCAUGUGUUUUGCAAAUUCAAAAAAUUCGCAAUGUUGCUGCACCAAAGGAUAACGAAGAAUCUCAGGCUGCGCCAAGGAUGCUGCGAUUGCAGAUGACUGAUGGUCAUAUAAGUUGCACAGCGGUAGAGUUUAGUUGUAUGUCAAAAAUAAGCCUGAACACACCACCUGGAACUAAGGUUAAGCUCUCAGGCAUUGUUGACAUAAAAAACGGAUUCCUACUCUUGAAUGACUCUAAUACCACAGUUCUCGGCGGUGAAGUGGAGCAUCUUAUUGAGAAAUGGGAAUUACAGAGAAGCUUAUCAAAACACAAUAGAAGCAAUAUUGGAACUGAAGGUGGACCACCUCCUUUUGUGCCUUUUGGACAGGUUGAUGAGAAGGCUCUGAAGCACAUAACAGAAAUGGGCUUCAGUAAGGAAGCAUCGAGGCAAGCUCUUAUGGAUAAUGGCAACAACUUAGAAGCAGCAUUAAAUGUACUUCUUAACAGCAAUAAACAGAAACCUGUUAUGGGUCCACCUCUGAGAGGUAGAGGAAAAGGCAGGGGGCGAGUAAGAUCUGAAGAUGAAGAGGACCUGGGCAAUGCAAGGCCAUCAGCACCAAGCACAUUAUUUGAUUUCUUGGAAUCUAAAAUGGGAAAUUUGAGUGUGGAAGAACCUAAGUCACAGCCACAGCAGCUUCAUCAGGGACAACAUAGAUUGUCAAAUACUGAUCAAAAUGGAAUAAAAGAAAAUAAUCAACCAAGACAUCUUCCUAGAAAUGAUAGCAGGCAGCCAAGAAAUGAAAAACCUCCUCGUUUUCAAAGAGACUCCCAACAUUCAAAGUCAAUUUUAGAGGGCAGCGGAUUACCUAGAAAUAGAGGUUCUGAGAGACCGAAUACUUGUUCAGGAUCUGAAGUAUGGGCUGAAGAGAGAGUCAAGUGUGAUAGACCGUAUUCUAGAUAUGACAGAACUAAAGAUACUUCUUAUCCUUUAGGUUCUCAGCUCAAUGAUGGUGCUUUCAGAAAAAGAGAUAACUCUAUGCAAAACAGAUCAGGAAAAGGUCCAUCCUAUGCAGAGGCAAAAGAAAAUCCACUUCCUCAAGAAUCCAUAGAUUAUAAUAAUCAAAAACGUGGAAAAAGAGAAAACCAAACAGCUAAUCCUGAUCAUUUUUAUGAUAGGAAAUCACGAACAAUAAGUAAUGAAGCUUUCAGUGGUAUAAAAAUUGAAAAACAUUUUAAUGUAAAUACCGAUUGCCUGAAUCCCGUUCGAAGUAAUAGCUUCAUUGGUGUUCCAAAUGGAGAGACAGAAAUGCCUCUGAGAGGAAAACGAGUAGGACCUAUUAAGCCAGCAGGACCCCUCACAGCUAUUCCCUAUGAUGAUAAAAUAUUUUACAAUAGUGGGCCCAAAAGAAGAUCUGGGCCAAUUAAGCCAGAAAAAGUACUAGAAUCAUCUAUUCCUAUGGAGUAUGCAAAAAUGUGGAAGCCUGGAGAUGAAUGUUUUGCACUUUAUUGGGAAGACAACAAGUUUUACAGGGCAGAAGUGGAAGCCCUCCAUUCUUCAGGUAUGACGGCAGUUGUUAAAUUCAUUGAUUAUGGAAACUAUGAAGAGGUGCUACUAAGCAAUAUCAAGCCCAUUCAGACGGAGGCAUGGGAGGAAGAAGGCACCUACGACCAAACUCUGGAGUUCCGUAGAGGAGGUGAUGGCCAGCCAAGACGAUCCACUCGGCCAACCCAGCAGUUUUACCAACCUCCCCGGGCUCGAAACUAGUAUGAAAAGAAUCUUUGUGAAGAAAGGAACUGUUGACUGAAAUAUCCUGGUCAAAACCUGUUGAUAGACUUUCUACUCUCCCUUCAGAAUAAGAAGCAGUCACAGUGGCUAUUAGUAUAUGAAAAAAGAAAGAAGAUUUUAGGGUGGAAAAAAGAUUCAACUCACACAAAGAAUGGGAAAAAAUACUGAAUUAAAUAAAGCAAAUACCUUUUACAAAUGAAAGGAAGAAUUUUUUUCUUCUGGCAUAAAUAAAUCCAUUGUGCUAUUAUAUACAUUGUUUUA